Molecule: messenger RNA, 4621 nt
Organism: Bombus pyrosoma
Lineage: Eukaryota; Metazoa; Arthropoda; Insecta; Hymenoptera; Apidae
Product: retinoblastoma-like protein 1
Exons: 7
Coding region: 125-3148 (1007 amino acids)
Biological process (GO): regulation of transcription by RNA polymerase II; cell differentiation; negative regulation of G1/S transition of mitotic cell cycle
Cellular component (GO): nucleus; transcription regulator complex; chromatin
Molecular function (GO): RNA polymerase II transcription regulatory region sequence-specific DNA binding
Source: RefSeq, a predicted model, not a curated record
UAUGGCGGAGCUCGUGUCGUUUCCCGCCAAGCCCUCACGGAGCUCUCGUAUGGCGCACCUCACUUAUAUAUCAGUAUAAAUUAAUCGUGUUUUUUUGUGGUUUUUCUCAAGUUUUUAGAUAAAAAUGGGACAGUCAGACGAUGUAGAAGACUCUACUUACAGUAGACAUCAAGAUUUGUGUCAGAAAUUGAAUAUGGAUGCGACUGCUGCAUCUGAAGCUUGGAAAUCUUAUGAGACUAUUCGACAAAAUUAUACUCUUGAGGGUGAUCAGUUACAUUGGAUAGGGUGUGCAUUAUAUGUAGCUUGCCGUAAAUCAUCUAUACCUACUGUUGGGAAGACUGGUACUAAUGUGGAAGGAAAUUGUGUUUCAUUGACACGUUUAUUACAAUUGUGUAAUCUUCCUUUGAUACAGUUUUUUACAAAAAGUAAAUCUUGGGCUGACAUGGCCAAUAUGUCGCAAGAUUUUCGUUCAAAGAUUGAGAAACUUGAAGGGAACUUUGCAGUGUCAAUGGUUAUAUUCAAAAAGUAUCAGCCAAUCUUUACUGACAUAUUUAAAGAUCCUGUAGAUGAUAUUUCAAGGCCACCAAGAUCAAGGAGACACAAAGCAAUGCCUUGUACACCUGCAAGAGUAUUUGAAUUUUGUUGGACAUUAUUUAUUUGUAUAAAGGGAGCAUUUCCAGAUAUCUCUGAUGAUUUAGUUAAUUCUUACCAUCUUCUCCUAGUGUGUUGCGAUCUUAUAUAUAGCAAUGCUUUGUUGGCUAACAGGAAGGACCUAUUAAAUCCUAAUUUCCCUGGUUUACCAUCAAAUUUUAAUGAUGAAAAUUAUACUCCACCACAGACAGCAAAUUGUAUUGUUAGCUUAUUAUGUGAACGUCAUGAAGCUAUUGCUGUUGAAGCUAAAGUAAUUAAGGAAUAUUAUCUGAAAAAUCAUAUUAAUAAAUUGUUCAAUGAAAGAGUUCUGCGUGGUGAUCAGACAAAUUUCUCUGGUAUUUUAGAAGCUUUAUAUUUUGAUGGAAAUAGCAAAGCUAUCAACAGAGUGUAUGAACAACAUGUACUAAGUGUUGGAGACUUUGAUGAAAGGAUUUUCUUAGGUCAUGAUGCCAGUAAUAACAUCGGUUCACCUACACAGAUGAUGAAUGUCGGUGAUCUUCAUGAACAGUUUCAAAUGAAGAAAGAACAAUAUAGCGGACAGAUACAACACUUAGCUCCACCCACUCCAUUAACUGGACGCAGUUACCUCAGACCAAAAGAUAUUACUAAUGUGACACCAGUAUCCACUGCAACGCAGAGUGUAAUUCGGCUCCAAGCUAUGUUAGCAGGUCAAACAUCACCGAGCGAAAAUUUGUUGCAAAUCUUAAAUAGUUGCUCUCAAGACGUAAAGACGCUCGUCGAGACGAAAGUCAAAGAGCUCGGAGAAUUAUUUUGCGCCAACUACAACAAAAGUACAAACGCGAAUGAUACCACGUCAGAUUUUGGCAAGAUGAGACUUUAUUUAGGUCAAACCCUUUUCUAUAGACUUCUAGAAAUGAUUUUAAAUGACGAGAAACGCAAGAAACCAAAUUAUGACGUUACGAAUCUUCUGACGAAAGAAAUCUUUAUUCAGUGCUUAUUUGCCUGUUGCUUAGAGAUAGUCAUUUACUCGUAUAAAAGCAACGACAAAAUCUUCCCUUGGAUUUUGAACGCCUUGAAUUUAGAUGCCUACUAUUUCUAUAAAGUGAUAGAAAUUAUAGUUAGAGCGGAAAAUCAAUUAUCACGCGAUGUUGUAAAGCAUUUGAAUCAAAUAGAGGAAAAGAUAUUAGAAUCACUUGCAUGGCAAAGUGAUAGUCCUUUGUGGGGUGCCAUUCAAUCCACACCUGAAGGUGUACCAAGCUGCGAAGAAGUUUCUUUACCAGGCAUGUUGGAAACUGUUGACCCGAAUAUUCCAGGACAACCUGUAUUGAGAAGGAUCGCUUUGGACCGUGGUACUCAUCACGAUGUUCAACAAAGCCCUAUUUCCUCUGCUUCAGAAAGAUUUCAGUCUCCUGUUGCAGCAUCUGGUGUAGCUAAGAAACGUCUAUUUCCUGACACUAGAAUCGGUGGACAAAGCGUCUUACGAGUGACAGGUCAAAGUGUUUUACCAUCGAAAGUUUUGACCAUUGAUGGCAAUUCAAGAAUACUUCUCUUACCUGAACAAAUUACAGUUCCAAGAUCAUCUAGUGUACAAUCUACAGGUACUCCGAUGCAAACUGUAGCAGUUAACAGAGAGCCAGCAAAACCAAAACGAACCGGUUCUGUCGCACUAUUUUUCAGGAAAUUCUAUAAUCUAGCUAGUGUACGCAUGUUAGAUUUAUGCGGUUCGUUAGAAAUAAUGGACAUCGAUUUAAAGAAGAAGAUAUGGACGAUCUUUGAGUACUCUAUUAAGGAACGAACAGAAUUAAUGAAGGACCGUCACUUAGAUCAAAUUUUAAUGUGUGCAAUUUACGUCAUAUGCAAGUUGGCAAAGAUGGAGAAGAAUUCGUUCACUGAAAUCAUGCGAUGUUACCGAUUACAACCACAAGCAGAAUCUCACAUAUAUAGAUCAGUACUUAUAGCCAAAACACCAUCCGGCGAAUUACAGAAGAAUAAUGAAGAAAUCGGGCAGAAAGAUGUAUCCGAUAAAGAAACCAAUGCGGCACCUCCUACACCUACAAACAUGGCUGGGACUUCGCAGAACUUCGGAGAAGAAACACGUGGAGAUUUAAUUAAAUUUUACAAUACAGUAUACGUACCACAGGUGAAAGAAGUGGCGAAUAAGUUGGGACUAGCACGCGGAAGCGUAAUGAAUCUAUCAUUAAGUCCACUACCGAAAGGGAAGCCUCCCGCGAGUUCACCGGUGAGACGUGUCACCAGUAGUAUUAUGACACGUACAUUAGAUCCGAAAGCUAUUUCUGCUUCUCCAGCACCACAACUUAGUUAUUGCUUUAGUCGUAGUCCUGCUAAGGAUUUAGAGGCUAUUAAUAAAAUGAUGAUUUCUGUCGACCCGAAAAGAUCUGUGGGCAAGCGACUUUUAACAGACGAAACCGACGUGGAGAUGUCAGAUGGAGGACCAUCUCCGAUCAAAAAAACAACUACAUUUGUUGCGCGUAAAUUGGAAAACAUAAUUGGCGAACGACGUACGCAAAAUCAAUAAGAGAAUUUAAUUGAACGUUAAAUAACUUAUUGAAAAUAUGGGUAAUGAAAGGAAAACUAUUUUUUUGAGACGUCUUCGUUCUCAUUGAAUAAAAAAUAAUUAAUUAAAAAAUCAAACAAAUAGGAACAAUCAUUUUGAAGUCGAAUUUUUGUUUCUUGGCUGUGUGGCUUAAAAUGUUCGCUCGAAAUGUUCUCAGGUAUGAUCAUGUUAGAAACAGAGAGAGAAAUAACUGAUCGUACAUAGGAAUAGGAUAAUGUUGUAUUCGGUAAAGCCAGAAUUUUAUUUCCAGUGCGCUCUUUUAGCUAUUUCAAUGAAUUUAAUUAAAAGAAAGUUAUUUUAAGCAUUGUUUCAAAGAUAAUAAUUCUGGGAUGUAAAAAAGUUAAUUUGGGCAUUUUCUUAGCACUUCUUCCUUAGAUGUAGUUUAAUUUUAAAUAUUAUAUUUUCGUUGUGUAAGUAUUCCAUAUCACAUGUUAAUAGAGAAGAUAUGAAAAACAUAUAUUACGUGUCUAUCAAUUGAUGAUUAUGAAUGAAUCGUUCGAUUUUCGUGUUAUACUGGAAAUGAUUCUGACUUUUAUUGAUAUCGCUGAUCAGUGAUAUUUUAAUCAAGCUAUGUACUAUCUUUACAAUUAUAUAUAUUAACUUAUAUAUAAUAUAUGAUGAAUUUGUAAGAGUUACGGUCAUAGACGUUAAAGAAAUUUUAUUUUACCAGUAGAUUUAAACAUGCUACAAAGGCAGUCGAGUGCUCGAAGCAUGAAAAUACGAUCUGGGUGAUAUUUAAUUAAAUGUACGAUCAUUUGAUGUAUACAUAUAUAUAUUGUUUGAUCUUUCGAUUAUAAUAAGUUAUUCGCGUGUCUCGGAGAUUUCGUUUGUUUCGUGAACUGAGACUUUUUCAAUUUCCGAUCACACCUAACUAGGUGCGUAAUGUUAGGAUGUAAGCGUUCUUUUUUCUUUUUCUCUUUUUUUCAAAUUUUACAUUUGAUCUCAUUAAAUUUGUCUUUUUAUUGUCAAACAAUACAUAUUAAAUUACAGAUAAUAUUAUUAUUAAGAUUAGAUCAAUAUUUAAAUGACUUAGGGUUUAAAGGAAAGCUCUCAUUUGUCCAAGAAAUUUUUCAUAAAUGCGGAACAAAAAGAAAUUUGUAAAAAAUUUGUAAGUAAAAAAACGAGUCGAUUAUCUCAAAGAGAAAUCGUAACGCGAUUGUAAUAACAAUAUUUUCAGUAUCGUUAUUACGCAUGACAGUUUACAGCACAAAUAGUGUACUUGAAAAGUUUUCGAACUAGAACAAUAUAGUUCGGUGAGGAAGAGAUCUUGCUUCUCAUACACAUACGGCAGUUCCUCUAAUGACUUCUUUUAGAUAAAAAAGAAAUUGUAAAGAGUUUUAUUGGCAUAUAAUAAUUAUUAAAUAGUUUAUGUGUACAUAGUAUUGUAAUUCGAAAGUAAAUUAGAAAAAUAAAAGGCGAAAAUUUUAUAUGUUA